Molecule: messenger RNA, 2008 nt
Organism: Monomorium pharaonis (pharaoh ant)
Lineage: Eukaryota; Metazoa; Arthropoda; Insecta; Hymenoptera; Formicidae
Product: box C/D snoRNA protein 1
Exons: 7
Coding region: 540-1544 (334 amino acids)
Biological process (GO): maturation of LSU-rRNA from tricistronic rRNA transcript (SSU-rRNA, 5.8S rRNA, LSU-rRNA); snoRNA localization; box C/D snoRNP assembly
Cellular component (GO): pre-snoRNP complex; nucleus
Source: RefSeq, a predicted model, not a curated record
UAAAAACAGCCACGAAAUCGUACUCGAUUGUGAAUUUAAGCGUCGCGUACGGGCUUAAUGUGCAUCACGAAAAUCUUAAGUGUAUUAAUAAAUAAUCUUUUGUUAUUAACAUUAACAUAAAGUGUCAUACAUACUUACCUUCUGUGUGCGUUGUCCACAUCCUUGGAGACGGCGUCCAGUGAUUCCGACGGGAGAAUUGUCCUUAGCAAAACCGGUUUUGAGGUUAGGGGAACACCUUGGUGUCAUACUUACCCGAGGGUGAAUCCGGAAGGGCGUGGUAAUCCAGAGGCGUCCGAAGGCAGUCCAGCGAAGUCCGAGGGGAGUCCAGCAGCAGCACCUAAAACAGAAAGGAAAAGAUUAGUCAUAUUAGUUAAGUGGGAACCGUUCGUGUUGGUUAAGACAUAACCUAAAAAUUGGAAUACGUGUCUUGUGCGACGGCGGCCUGCAGAGUAUCCCGAGCGUUCCGGCAGUUCGAGAGACGACUCGGAGACGUGGAACCUUGUUCCUGGGAUGGUCAAAGGAACUGGCGACCGUGAUAAAUGACCGGAUCGACAAGACAACAAAGAUUAAAAGAUUGCGAGGUAUGCGGUGCAAUUAAGGCGCUGUACACGUGUCCGAAAUGUGAGGUUAGAACGUGCUCUCUCACAUGCGUCAACAUCCACAAAAAGGAGCUAGAGUGUGAUGGGAUCCGAGACAAGACCAAAUUCGUACCUUUAACGUCAUUCACUGACUUGGAUUUGCUGAGUGAUUAUCGUUUUCUUGAACAAGUUGGCAGAUCAAUCGAUACAAAAAAGAGAAGGCCGGAGAUAAAAUACUCGCGUCAUGUCAAUCUACCAGUGCACUUACAUAAACUGAGAUGUGCUGCAGCUUCUAAAAAAGUGUCACUGCUAUUUAUGCCGCAAAUCUUCAAUCGGCACAAGGAGAACACUACAUAUCUUAAUUGGAAGACCAACGAGCUGUUUUGGCGUGUAGAAUUGAUUUUUCCACAAGCUGAAAAUACAAAAUGUGUAGUGGACAAAACUUUGGACAACGUAAGAUUAUCAACAUUAGUAGAACAGGUUUUAGAUCCAGUCUCUACAAUAGAUAAGAUUGACAUCGAAAAAUUAAAUGAUAAUCUAGUUUUAGCUGAUAAACUGCAAUUUUAUAGAGCAGCUGGGUUAAGUGGUAUUAAAGUUCUUUUAAAAGCCGAGAAAAUAAAAAGAGCGAACUUUAAAUUUUACGACUUGGAUCUUACGCUUACAUUAAAAGAAAAUUUACAGAAUAAAACUAUAGUGGAGUUUCCAACCUUACAUGUGAUUAUGAAGGAUCAUUCUAAUAUAUAUGAGAUUAUAGACACUGAUGAAGAAACGAGUGACACAGAGUAUACAAAUCGUGAAGUAAGAAAAAGGUACAAUAAUGAUAAUGGGAACAAAAAGGAUGAGCCAGUAAAUUACUUCUUCAAUGAUUUUUCGGAUUCUGAUGAUGACAAACGGACGGAGAAUAAAAUAAAAAGGAAGAAACAAUCACUUGAUAUACCAAAUUACGAAGAGUUAAUAAAAAUGUGAAAAUUACAUGCUAGAUAUAUACUUAAUUUUUUAUUGUUAUUAUAUUUAGAUAUUUUUAUUGUAAAUACAUUACCAUUAAGUUUUAAUACAGAUAAAAUACAUACAAAUUUAGUAACAUUAACCCUUUCAAUACAGAACAGUGCAAUAAGCAUUGCAUGGCUAAAAAAUAAAAUGGUAAUCUUUAUUCUGAGCACAUACACGUCUAUAGACCAAAAUAAAUUUCUCUUUUUGGCUCCCAACAGUACUCAAAGGGUUAAUGACUUACGGCCAUCUAUGUAUAUAUAUAUAUUUUUUUUUAUUGGUUCUUUUUUUAUUAAUGAUAUACAUAUACACAUAAUCUGCAUAUCACCUAAAAAUACAACCAUACUCAAAAAUAAUAAAUAUAUUUUCUUUAACUUAUAUUACGUUGAGAUUUCGCAAAGGAUCAAACUGUACAAUUUAAUAAAAAUGUAGGAAUGAUAAAA